Caenorhabditis remanei is the source of this 1974-nucleotide messenger RNA. RefSeq lists its product as uncharacterized. Lineage: Eukaryota; Metazoa; Nematoda; Chromadorea; Rhabditida; Rhabditidae. Bases 1 to 1974 code for a protein of 657 amino acids. The record is from RefSeq and is a predicted model, not a curated record. The transcript is spliced from 4 exons.
AUGGGAACCGGAAUACCUUUAAAAGAAGAGCGUUCAGAACCAAGACAAUUCAGAAGACGUUCAAAGGUAUCUGAAGACAACAGAGAAUCUGGAGUCAAACUGAAUAAUGAGAGGAAUCCACUUACCCCAAAACCAAGAGAGCCCACCUUACUCGAUCUUCUUCCAGCUCAAACCUUCCUUCUCAUCUUCGGCCUGGCCACAUCCAUUCCUUAUGUUUUUGGAAAACGUCCUCGAAGUGUUACGACACCGGAACCCUAUGCUUACAAAGACUACAACAACCCGGAGUUUGCCGAGUUCGAAGAGCCAUCCCGGGAGGAACUUUCUGAUUUGAACAAACUCAGAAAUCUGAGAGUUCUGGAAUUCUACCAAGCACUUGAUGAACUCUAUUUGACUGGAGGAUUCGAGAAAUCUGGAACAAUCAACCGCAUCAUUCUCUCUCAAUCGGAAAUUCCAGAUGACAUCUAUCAAAUUUUGAUUGAAACUCUGAAAUCGACACGACAAGAACUGAAGAACGGGGAUGCAUCACUCUCGGAAAUCGACUAUCAAUUGGAUGAACAGACUUCGGAAGUCGCCAAGAAUCUACUGUCUGCUGUCAAAAAAGCCAUCAGAAACACCACGGAGACUUAUGAUUCUCAAUCGGAUUCUUUCAUUGAAAAAAUCUCGAAAAUCGAGUUGAAUUCACCCGAAGACUUGAAACAGAUCAAUCUCGGAAACGGAGAAAUCUCAAAACAACUGGCUGAACUUUUGGAGAAAUUGAAGGCUGAAAUCUCACCGAAAGAUUUCAAAAAGAUCAGUGAAGCCACUCAAAAUGCAUUCGAUUCUGGAGUCGGAGGAGUGGAAGAUGUCAAAAAUACAGUGGUUGGAGGAGCAAGACUCGUCUAUAAUAUGGGAUUGAAUAAUGCAAAACUGAAGUGUCGAGAGAUUCAGAAGGCAGUGGAGAUGGAUUCUGACUUCAAGAAACGUCUGGAAGCUGGUAAUGAGAUUGUUAAGAGAUUGAAUAGGUCAGAAGAUUCUGGGUCUUCGGGAUACAAACUUCUCUUCAAAGCCUACUUUGACAAGACUGCUCCUCGAGGAAAUAUGAUUUUCCUUCCUGGAAAACUGAUGAAAAUUCAAACAAUGACACCAUUAUUCAACGAAUUGGUGAAGCUAGACAACGCUGAUACAAUCAUUAAAAUUAUGAAUGGAGUGUCAAAUUUCAAGGGAAGAAUCAAGGACCUUCAACUGUUCAUCGAUCAACUUCAAGACGAUCAGAAGACGUUGGAUCUUCUGAAUAAACGAUUCGGAGUGACUCUUCCAGAUCAGAAAACUGCUCUUCUCUACCGUUCCGUUCUUGAAAAGAUCUUGGCGUUGUCAGUGGAUGCAGCGUAUCUCGUGAGAUAUGUUCGGAGUGUGAAGGCUGUUGCGGAGACUGGAAACUAUCAGGAAUUCAUGAAAUUAUUGAUUCGAUUCACUAAACUUUCGAGAGAUGGCAAAUGGAGAGAUGUCUGGAAUUCAUUGGAAAUGGCUACUCUUAUGGUGAAACCUUUAGAGGAUUCAGAAAACAUCAAGGACCUGAUUGCUCCAUUCCGAGGACUCAAUGAAACAGUGACGGGAAGUUAUGAGGAAGUGUUCAAUGCCCUUCAACAGAUCAUUGGAAAACACAGAAAAGGAAAGAAAAUUCAGGCAAAAUGUCAGUUUAUUGACCAAUUCUUCACUGGCCUCUCCGCUCAGAAUACUGUAUUGAAAUCACUCGGAAUCGAGGUGGCUGAAAUGAAGAAAUGGGUGGAGUCAACUGAGUAUAUUGAUGCAUUGAUUGAUGUGUUGGAGGCUGCUGGAACAUUCAAAAACUUGAAUCGUCUCUUGGAAUUCCAUGGAAAAUAUACAACUGUUGACAAGAAACCGUUGGAAUCAAUGGAUUUGAUUGACGACUUCAUUCGUUAUUUGGAAUCAUCUGGAAGAUGGAAUAGAAAGGUUAGUCUUGAUGUGGAUGAGUGA